GCACUUCCGACACGGUGGGUGCUUCUCUCGGCUGUUGAUAGCGGCUUUUCGCUUCCACACGUGUAGUCAUUCCUAUGUGAAUCGCCCGCUCCUGGAUUUGUGUGUGUGAAGCCAGAGAAACCGGCAAUCAUGGGGGCUUAUCUGUCGCAACCUAACACGACCAAGACCUCUUCUGAUGGCGGCAACGGCACCAUGAGCUACGGCUUCUCCGCUAUGCAGGGCUGGCGUGUUUCCAUGGAGGAUGCUCACAAUUGUAUCCCGGAGUUUGAUGAGGAGACCGCCAUGUUUUCGGUGUAUGAUGGACAUGGAGGAGAAGAGGUGGCUCUUUACUGUUCAAAGUACCUUCCUGAUAUCAUCAAGGAGCAGAAGACAUAUAAAGACGGCAAACUGCAGAAGGCACUGGAGGAUGCCUUCCUGGCCAUUGACUGCAGAAUCACGACAGAGGACGUCAUCAAAGAGCUGGCUCAGAUCGCUUGGCGUCCCAUUGAGGAGCCGCCCGUUAAAAAGGUGGCAGACGAGGAUGACCUGGACACAGAGGAGGCGGCUCUGCUCCACGAGGAGGCCACCAUGACCAUUGAGGAGCUGCUAGUGCGCUACGGCCAGAAUAGGAACGCUAGCAAGCAAGCUGCUGCUAUCAGUGUGGCCGUCAAGAAGGCAUCGGGCCAGCCUCUUGAGUCCUCUGGACACAAAGGGGAGGGCGAGGAAGGACCCAAGAAGGAGGAGGGUGCAAACGGAGAGGUGGAGGAGGAGAGUAACGGCACAGGGAAAGACGGCGACACAGCCGCGUGUGGCUCCAAUCUGCGUGCCUGUCGGAGAGUGGCUACCAACGAAUUGUGCAGCUCAGCAUCAGACUGUAGCAGCUCAGGAAGUGCCAACGGAGAAGAAAAGGCCUGCAAGGCUGAGGUAGAUGCAGGUCCCUCCUGUUCCUCAUCCACCAAAGCUGGAGGUGAUUCCAAGUCUAGAUUCUUUGAUGACAGUGAGGAGUCUGAGGAGGAAGGGGAAGAAGAGGAGGAGGGCAGCGAUGAAGAGGAUGGCAGUGAAGAAGAAGAAGAAGAGGAGGAGGAGGAGGAGGCUGACAGCAGUGAAGAGGAAGAUACCGAAGAGGGAGAGGAAGACUCUGAAGAUGAAGACGAGGAGGGAAUGUGUCUACCAGGGAUGGACGGCAAGGAAGAACCGGGCUCAGACAGCGGGACCACGGCCGUCGUGGCUCUGAUCCGAGGCAAGCAGUUGAUUGUGGCUAACGCUGGAGACUCUCGCUGUGUGGUGUCAGAACGAGGAAAAGCUGUGGACAUGUCUUACGACCACAAGCCUGAGGAUGAGGUGGAGCUGGCUCGCAUUAAAAAGGCUGGAGGCAAAGUCACCAUGGACGGACGGGUCAACGGGGGACUCAACCUCUCCAGAGCCAUUGGUGAUCAUUUCUACAAGAGAAAUAAGGUUCUGCCCCCGGAGGAGCAGAUGAUUUCAUCCAUGCCCGAUGUGAAGGUUCUCACACUCAACGAGGACCAUGACUUCAUGGUCAUUGCCUGCGAUGGCAUCUGGAAUGUGUUGAGCAGUCAAGAGGUGGUUGACUUCAUCAGUGAGAGGAUCAAACCAGACCAGAGUGGCAUCGCCAGACCCCUUUCGUCCAUUGUGGAAGAGCUGUUGGACCAUUGUUUGGCUCCCGACACAUCUGGGGAUGGGACAGGCUGCGACAACAUGACAUGCAUCAUCAUCACCUUCAGGCCGCACCCGUCCCCAGCUCAGAGCCAGUCUGAUGACACUAAGAAGAGGAAGCACUCGGAUGAGGAGGCGGAGAACGGGAAUGACAGCAAAAAGGCCAAAAGUGAGGAAAGCUAAAGAAAACUGCUCACUUAAGUAAACGCAGCAGAGAAAAUGAAGUCCUGACCUCACACAAACGCUCACUUCACCCUUAAAACUGAAUCGACAAAAGCUCCAGUGCGCUUCUGUUUUAAGAUGGCUCCUCACUUUAAGUUGUCGUUCGCUCUCAUUGGAAAAGGCACGAGAGAGAGCCCGUUGUAGCUUGUCUUUUUGUCCAAGCUACAGUUGUAGCAGGUUAAUUCCUGACUCUCGGCAACACUUUUUCUACCUGGCUACUGCACACUUUUGCCAAGAUGGAAGUUUGAGCAUACAGUACAGGCCAAACGUUUGUAUAUACACAAUACAACCCCAUGGUCCCAAUCCCAUUUAUAAGGCAAGAGAUUCCACUCAGUAACCCUGACAAGGCACACCUGUGAAGUGAAAACCAUUUCAGGUGACUACCUCAUGAAGCUCAUUGAGAGAGCACCAAGGGUUUGCAGCGCUAUCAAAAAAAAAUGAUUAGGCAUGAAAUAUGUCUAAAAUAUAAGACAUUUAUAGUUUUGAGAAUCUACAAUGUAAAUAGUCAUGAAAAUAAAACACAUUGAAUGAGAAGGUGUGUCCAAACUUUUGGCCUAUACUGUACUUCGUGAUUCUGUUAUCUUUUUUUUUUUUUUUCCUUCCCCCCCCAAGCAGCUGCACAAACCCCCUCUUUUGGGGUUAUAAAGCGGUCACGGCCUCUCUGCUAAGUGCCAUAAAAGUUGUGUUUGGUCUGCACGCAGAGCGCAGAGGCCAUGUUUGACGUGACCAAGUGGAUGUUUGAGUUGCAUUCAAUUUUCUUCUCUGCCCUUCACCUUUUUUCUUCAUUCCUGCUUGUCUUUGAUGUUUAAAUGUCUAAUGCAGAAUAAUUGCCUGACUUUUUUUGGAAGCAAGAAAAUAUUUUUUAUCUCCUGAUAUGUAACACGUCCAUCCAGACACAUCCUAUAGCCUUCAAAUAUAUAACUUUUUUUUUUUUUUUAAUAAAGAUUCCGACAUUUUAAGUAAAGACAAUUUCUACAGUUUCUUUCUAAGAUCUUUUUUCUCUAACAGAGGCCAUUCAUGAAACGUUCCGCUAUGGAGGCGCCAAUUUUCUUCUUGAGUGGUACAAUUUAGACGUAAAAUGUAACGAUCAAAGGUUGUCCCCCCCUCAUCCACCCAAUCCAUCCAUUAAUCUUUGUGACUGUGUGUUUGGUUCUUCUCACAUGUCCCUUUCCCCUGUACAUAGUUGUUUUUCUCUCACAAAGAAAGCUGUUUCUUUAUACAAUAAUUGUAAGUCAGUGUAACAUUUUUGGUGCAUCCUCUUUUGACACCAGUAUGGUACAUACAAAUAAAUUUUUUUUUAAAUAAUCAGACAAAGGUCUGUUUCUCAAUGUGUCUAUGACCUUGAGUUUAUCAGGUACAUUUUCACACACACCUAAUUUUAGGUCUUUGGUUAGCGACGGAAAGCAAUGGGGAAAAAUUGUACUGCAAUCUGCUGUUUUGUCUAGAGAAGUAGUUUGCAAAGUGCAAGGUGGGCCACAGAUUUUCAGUGGGCGUGCAGCAGCUUGAGACAUACUGAACAUUAUUAAAAUGUGCUAAGAUAGCGAGUUAUUUUUUUUUAUCUCUGACAGUGAAAGGACACAGCAUUGAGCAGACAAAAUAUGCCCCAGAAAAUCC
Dunckerocampus dactyliophorus (ringed pipefish) is the source of this 3489-nucleotide messenger RNA. RefSeq names its product protein phosphatase, Mg2+/Mn2+ dependent, 1G (gene ppm1g). The record is from RefSeq and is a predicted model, not a curated record. Gene Ontology annotation, cellular component: nucleoplasm. Gene Ontology annotation, biological process: protein dephosphorylation. NCBI's taxonomy places the organism in Eukaryota, Metazoa, Chordata, Actinopteri, Syngnathiformes, Syngnathidae. Gene Ontology annotation, molecular function: protein serine/threonine phosphatase activity; cation binding. The transcript has 14 exons. Bases 130 to 1836 code for a protein of 568 amino acids.